Saccharomyces cerevisiae S288C is the source of this 672-nucleotide messenger RNA. RefSeq names its product Ugx2p (gene UGX2). NCBI's taxonomy places the organism in Eukaryota, Fungi, Ascomycota, Saccharomycetes, Saccharomycetales, Saccharomycetaceae. Bases 1 to 672 code for a protein of 223 amino acids. The transcript has a single exon. The record is from RefSeq and is marked reviewed.
AUGGAGGAUAAGGAGAAACUUAUUGUAUACUCAAAUACCAGUUCGGUAUUUACAUAUAGUGCAGAAAUAAGGCCAAAUUUUAAAAUAUCUGUAUCUCAAAGUCAAGGUUUUGCCUGGAACCAGGACUUAUUCGCCACACAAUACCAACAAUCAUAUAAGGUGGUAUAUGAUGCACACGAGGACAACUUUGAUGAGUUAAUUUUGAAGAUCAAGGGCAAAUUAAAGACAAAAUCUAAUAAAAGAGCUAAAAUGAAGUCUAAGACUAAAUUAACAAGGACUGCAAAGCAGAGAAGGGAAAGCCCCGUUUGUGAAAGGGACGAGAGUGACGAGGAUAAUGAUAGUGAUCACUACCAAAGAAUACAAGUGCUAGAUGGCCAUGAAUUUCCGAGAGCAAAUCGGUAUAAAUCUGUAUGGGCUCAUGACGUCCACUCGAAUGAAGAUAGUACAAGCGACGGGGAAAGCAAUCAUGAUAUAGAUAUGAUUGGCGGCACUGGCACGUCGUAUGCAGGAGCAGCCAUAAUGGAUAGGCCACGCAGGAAAUCUGAGAGAAGCAUAAGCUUUGUGGAGGACUCCAAGACAGGCGAUUACAGGUAUCAAACCGGGCAGGUGGAUGUUGUAGAGGUGGACUCGGACACCCCUGAAAAUAAUCACCUAAAAUGGUUAAUUAAAUAA